GCUUACUCAUCACGUCAACUGGCCAAAUUGAACUCCGCAGUUCCCGCCUGGAUAACCGUUGACGAUCUGAUCCGAUAUCAUCCAGCAUAUCUCUUGUAUCGUGGGACUUCACUCAGAUUCGUGACUCGAGAUUUGUGAAAUACGAUCAUGUCUUCAUCAGACAGUGCCGAGGUAAUGUCCAUCGCGACCCCCAUCAACCUCGUCCUUCUCUCCCUCUUCGUCGUCACCGUAUACCUCCAACUCCGCCCCAAGACCCCCGCCGCCCUCCCCAAGAGCCCCCCUCCCGUCGUCUUCCGCGUCUUCACUCCGACCACUCUGCUCGAGUUCAACGGCGAGGAUGAUAAGCCGGUGUAUCUGGCUGUGCGUGGGCGCGUGUUUGACGUGACGCCUGGUCGGAACUUUUAUGGACCGGGCGGCCCAUACGAGAACUUCGCCGGCCGUGACGCCUCGCGCGGUCUGGCCCAUCAGAGCUUCGACCUGGAGAUGCUCACCGAAGACCUGAAGGGCCCGCUCGACGACCUCAAGGACCUCGACGCCGAUCAGCUGGAGAACCUCCAGGGGUGGGAGGAGCGCUUCUUGGAGAAGUACCUUGUCGUGGGGAAGUUGGUUGCUGAGGGGGAUGCGGAGGCGCCGAAGUCGUGAGUCUCAACUCGAUAGAUGGACGGGGCUGUAUUGGUUGAAUGAUGGGUGAGGGGUAGGUAGGAUGGAGGUAGCCUUUUGUGCCGUGGAAAGGGCGAAUGGCCAAACCGCUAGGUCAUGUGUGGGGUGGAUGGAGGAUGGUGGUUUGAGCUGUUCAUGAGAUGUGAUUUAUGAAGGUCCUGUAUUUGGCUUCGUCUUUUCUUUGCAUUGUCUUGUUUACCACUGAGAUUCUUGGGGGUUUACAGACCUACUGGGUCGUUGUUUCAUGUGCCAUUGCCCAUGCAGGAUAAAUACAUUUCAUUCAACAUUUUGAGAAAUGUUACGAGCUGGACAUCUACCGACAGGCAAAAUGCUACUACUGC
Messenger RNA from Aspergillus candidus, 1001 nucleotides. RefSeq names its product cytochrome b5-like heme/steroid binding domain-containing protein. The record is from RefSeq and is a predicted model, not a curated record. Bases 148 to 642 code for a protein of 164 amino acids. The transcript has 4 exons. Lineage: Eukaryota; Fungi; Ascomycota; Eurotiomycetes; Eurotiales; Aspergillaceae. Gene Ontology annotation, cellular component: membrane; endomembrane system.